This is a messenger RNA of Anneissia japonica, 1093 nucleotides long. RefSeq lists its product as uncharacterized. The record is from RefSeq and is a predicted model, not a curated record. The coding region runs from base 244 to 600 and encodes 118 amino acids. Lineage: Eukaryota; Metazoa; Echinodermata; Crinoidea; Comatulida; Comatulidae. The transcript has 3 exons.
CUUACAAAGGCAGUAGUGACGACAAACCAGGCUUCGUAAAAGUGUUGCUACACACACCCCCUCACACGAACAUACUUAAAUAGAUCUUACCCGCAAGUUUAGGACGAGUAUUCAUUCAGACCACGUCCAUACGUUCUAUGUAGUAACUGAUUUUUGAUCCCGCAACUGAAAUCUGGAUAUUCGAGUAAUAAGAGACCCCACUUUUAAUCGUGCACUUAUAGGCAAGCCUAUACAAUUCAUAAAAUGGAUACAAUGACAACAAGCAAUACUUUGAAAAUUAUCACGGUCCUACUUCUUGGAUGCAUCUGCCUUACGGAAAGUGUUCCCGUCCUUAGAUUUUCUGGUCAAAUUUCACUGGAGACAGAUGGUGAAUCGGGAGCGGUGCUGCCUUGGGUUCUCAUGUCAAAAAUGCUAGAAUCAGACAGGUUUAUGAAUACAGAUUUAGAUGGCCAAUCCGAAUAUUAUUCUGGAGAAGAAAACAAUCUUGAUGUUACAAAACGUGGAAGCAACAGGGAAACAGCUAUUAAACAACAACUUUUUGGUGGGAGACUGAGAAAGGUGGCUGGAAUUAACUUGGGACGCAAACCAGGAGGGCGUUAAUUUAACGAAUAUGUAAAUUGAUAACAAGUAUACAAAAUGUUGCCAAGUACAUGACCGUAUUGAUCUUCACUGUAAUUUUGACACUUUACGAAGGUCAUAUUUAGUAGGCCUCAAAUUAAGUGUGGUACGAAACACAAAGACAGAUGUAAGCGAAAGCUUCGUCAAGAAAUCAAUUCGCAAUACGUAAAGUAAUAACACGUUGCCCUUUUUUGGAAUUUAAUAACAAAUAUUUAAAAUACCAUAUUUGUUUAACCAGUCCGGCCUCCGGUUUUGAUAAUGGUGUGCUUUGCUACUUACAGUCGUACUGAAGCUGCAUCGUCGAUAACCACAGACUAACAAUAAAAUAUUUUGAAGAAUCUCACAGAUAUGUAAAUAAUAAAAAAAUGAAUAAGUAUAAAUAUUAUUCAAGACAGUAAUCCGGCAAUUUUUGGAAGAGAAUAAUAAAUGUCUCAAUUUGUAAAUUGUGUCAAUUUUAUGAUUGAUUCUGACAAAU